AUGGGCGCUGCAACGUCGACAGGCUUGGUGGAUUCCGUGGUGGAUGGAGACAUUCAGCAGCUCAAAACCAUUCUGCACAGCCACGAGGGAGACGCUAGCGAUGCAAGUGACUCGUCCUUGUGGGAAUUAGAGCUGGAAGAAGCUGUACAUACAGUUGUCGCCUCGGAACUCGAGUCCGGGCAGCAACUUCAGCAGCUUCAGAUCGCCUUGGAACUACUGCUACAUGCUCGACCGGAAGCUUGGAGUUCCACAGCUUCCAGUCAAGAUUUGAGUGAAGUCAACGGCGCGAAGAACUCGGCAGGGUGGACAGCUUGUCAUCGAGCUUGUGCGACGGGGAAUUUGGCCUUUGUGGCGUUCGUACUGCAGCAUUACCCAGCGCAAUUCGAGAUCCAGACCCGCGACGCAUUCGGUCUCUUCCCGAUCGAUUUGGUGCCUCCAGAGCUGCUUAUGAGCGCUGCGGAGAUCGUCGAUAAUCUCCAUGGGGAACCUGACGCAAAGACGCCCAAGACGGCACGUACUCGUCGAUGUAUCUCCCUCCAGCGUCUACGAGAACGCAAGACGCAGCUACAAGACGAGCAAGUGCGUCGACUAAUCGGUAAAGCAAAACGUGAAGCUCCAGACAACCAAGACGAAGAAAAUCGUCAAGUUGGUGAAUUUUACAUUACAUUUGAGCCGACACGCGAGCAUCUCUCGGCUGACCAAGCCUGCAACAUGGGACACGUUCAUGAACGUAGCGAGGUCUUGCGCGUAACGUAUCGCUUGCCACGUAGUGAGGCUUUUUUAAAUGGCUACUUCCAGCUCAUUUGGCGAGAACUCGGAGACGCUCGAAGCGAAGAGCCGAUUUAUGACCCUCAGAUCACGAGACUUCGUGACGAGAACUCAAGUGAAGAAGCUCCUCUUCAGGCAGAGGCUCAUAGUAGCCAAGAGGAGAUGAAGGAAGUGUCCGUUCCUCGACCUCUUGAAGACCCUAGCUCAGGCUCCGUGGUGGAAGGUUGUGUCCCGGUUGAUGUGAACCACUUGCCGGCUGACAGCGUCUGCCACGUCCUGUUCAUCACUUGUGACCGACAUUUGCUCCACCGCACGAUCGCGUUGAGCACGGAGGGGCUCGCGAUUCAAACUGCAGAUAUUGACAGUGACGACGACUUCUCGGACUCGACAAGAUACACGUUCUUCGUCGGAGGUGAGGAGUUCUCGCAUCCGAAUUCCGUGUUCGCGGGACAGAGUUUCCCGGACGUGGAAGCUUUCGAGAGUUUUUUACGAGACUUGAGAGGGAAAAAGCAACGCCAAAGCAGGAUAUGA
Molecule: messenger RNA, 1299 nt
Organism: Phytophthora infestans T30-4
Lineage: Eukaryota; Oomycota; Peronosporomycetes; Peronosporales; Peronosporaceae
Exons: 3
Coding region: 1-1299 (432 amino acids)
Source: RefSeq, a predicted model, not a curated record